This is a messenger RNA of Dendrobium catenatum, 1650 nucleotides long. Its product is annotated as WD repeat-containing protein 25. NCBI's taxonomy places the organism in Eukaryota, Viridiplantae, Streptophyta, Magnoliopsida, Asparagales, Orchidaceae. Bases 60 to 1358 code for a protein of 432 amino acids. The transcript has 4 exons. Gene Ontology annotation, molecular function: protein binding. The record is from RefSeq and is a predicted model, not a curated record.
CCGGGUAACCAGAGAAUUGAGACUGGAGAGGGUGGACGAGGAAGUAAGAUUCUACGGCCAUGGAUCUUCUCUGCAGAGCUUAUGCAAAUACUUCCGAUGAUGAAGAAGGCGAUAACAGCUCGCGUCCCAUCUUACCCGCGAAGAAAAGGCGGUUGGAAGGGUAUUCUUUCCACCCUAUACCCUUCUCUGCGGCGGCCAAUCAUGGCCGCCUGUCUUCUGGCGAGCCUGGAAAAGCUCCGGCGAUCCCAGGCAGAUACGUCUCGAAGAGGGAGAGGGCGAUUCGUUCUGCUUCUUCAAUGCCUGCGGAUUCUUUUCCUCCGGUUAUCAUACCUCCUGAUGCAGGAACUCUGUCUGAUGCAGAUCUUCCUGGUGAUGUUAAGGCGCUGUUAAAAGGUCAUGGCAAAGCUCAUGUACAUGGCAACAAAAUAUCUGGAAAAUUGUCAGUUAAUUUGAAGGGCCAUAGUAAAUCCAUCAAUUCAAUCCAAUGGUCGCACAAUCAUGCACAUCUUCUUGCUUCUGCUGGAAUGGAUCAGUCCGUCUUUGUUUGGAAUGUAUGGAACAAGGCACAGAAGAAAAUAUGCACUUUCACCCAUCAUAAAUCAGCAGUGACAGAUGUGAGGUGGUGUCCACAAGGGUUGUUUUUACUUUCUUGUGGAUACGAUUGUUCUUCAAGGCUAAUUGAUGUUGAAAAAGGGGUGGAAACACAACAAUUCAAGGAAGAUCAAGUUGUUCAAUCAAUAAAGUUCCACUCAGCAAACUCAAAUCUUUUCCUUUCAGGAGGUUCAAAAGGCUUUAUUCGUCUAUGGGACACUCGGGUUAAGAAGGUGGUUCAUGAAUAUCUCAGACAUUUGGAUCCAGUCCUUGAUGUUGAAUUUAGUGUUGAUGGAAAGCAUUUUAUUUCUUCGACUGACACAUCAAGAAGCAACAUUAGUGAGAACUCUAUUAUUAUCUGGGAUGUAUCACGACAAAUUCCCUUGUCAAAUCAGGUGUAUACAGAAGCCUUUACAUGCCCAUGCAUCAGAUACCACCCCUCAGAUUGUUGCUUCAUUGCGCAAUCAAACGGGAACUACAUAGCCAUUUUCUCAGCCAGGCCUCCUUUCAGAUUAGACAGGUACAAGCGGUAUGAGAAUCAUGGAGUCUGGGGCUUUCCCAUUAAGUGCAAUUUCAGCUUGGAUGGCAAGGAAGUUGUUACAGGUUCCUCUGAUGGAUCUAUAUACUUUUAUGAUUAUAGAUCUGCACAACUUAUUAGAAAAAUUAAAGCUUUUGAGGAACCAUGCAUUGAUGUUGUGUUCCAUCCUUUGAUUCCUGAUUUAGUUGCAGCUUGUAGUUGGAAUGGUGAAAUCUCUGUAUUCGACUGAUUCAGGCUUGAUUUUGAACAGCUUUUCUACUGAUUUUUAAAGUAAUUUUUUAGCACAAAAAGUAAAUUUAUUGUACUAAAAAGUUACUUUAAGAAGCAGUAAAAAGCUGCCCCAAAUGAAAUCUUAUACCCUUACCUUUCUUCUUAUGAGAGAGAGGAGUUCCAAUCUUUUAAGUUAAAUAUUUUUUGUAUUAUUACAUAAAUUUUGAAUCUUUUUGGAACAAUUUUCUUCCAAUCUUUACAUGUACUGCAAUUACAGCUAUCUUUAUAAAAAAUUUCAGCCGUCUCAAAUA